Marasmius oreades (fairy-ring Marasmius) is the source of this 888-nucleotide messenger RNA. RefSeq lists its product as uncharacterized. Bases 1 to 888 code for a protein of 295 amino acids. Gene Ontology annotation, biological process: fatty acid beta-oxidation. Gene Ontology annotation, cellular component: peroxisomal matrix. The record is from RefSeq and is a predicted model, not a curated record. NCBI's taxonomy places the organism in Eukaryota, Fungi, Basidiomycota, Agaricomycetes, Agaricales, Marasmiaceae. The transcript is spliced from 10 exons.
AUGACCACGAUAGCUGUUUCUGUGUACGACGGCAUCGCAACAAUCACAAUGAAUCGGCCCAAGUCGUACAAUGCUAUCACGACAGCUGAUUACAAUGCAUUUGCUAAUGCACUGAGGGAAAUAGACAAAAUGGAAGAUGUCUUAAUCACUGUUUGGCAAGCAACUGGGAAGUGGUUCUGCGCAGGAACGGAUGUCAAGAACAGGUCCUUUGACAAACCAUUGGAUGGAACAGACAACUCGGAUUUUACACUGAGACGUGCGUUCCUACAAGGUGUCGUUCACACAACGACAGACUGUGGACGUGCCCUGUAUACCCAUAGCAAGAUAUUGGUGGCUGCGUUGAAUGGACCUGUCAUGGGAAUUGCUGCGGCUUUCCUUGGGUAUUUUGAUUUCAUAUACAGUGUUCCAGAAGCGUGGCUAUGCGUUCCCUUCACUUUCUUGGGUACGCAGCGUUCAGCGCUCAGCAACGACGUUUCUCGUCUUCAUUUUCACACCUUUUAUGAAGGUAUCAUUGCGGAAGGAGGGUCAAGCGUGAGCUUUAUCAACCGGAUGGGAGUCGCACAAGCAAACGAGGUUUUGAUUUGGGGAAAGAAGAAAACAGCCCAGGAACUCCUUGGUUCUGGUUUUAUCAAUGAAAUAUUCCCCUCGCAGUCAGCCGAGAACUUCCAUGCGACGGUCAGGGCUCGAUUGAUGGAAGAGUUGUCUGGGCUUGAUCCGACGUCUGUAUUGGCGGUGAAGAAACUACUUCGGGCUGGGCUCAACGAAAAAAAUGACCCUGAUGCAGUGAACCUCAGGGAAAGCUACGCACAAGCCGAGAGAUUUGUUAGUGGGACACCAGCUGUGCAGUUUGGUCGCAUUGCAAGGAAAGAGAUAAGACACAAGUUGUGA